This is a messenger RNA of Didymodactylos carnosus, 510 nucleotides long. The record is from the annotation of a GenBank genome assembly. Lineage: Eukaryota; Metazoa; Rotifera; Eurotatoria; Philodinida; Philodinidae.
AUGAAUAUUCGGAGGGCUUCAUAUGGAUAUUCAGAAUCAGCGUGGUCGAUAACCUAUAACUCACUAGGUUUCGAUCAGAAAGCGAUUAGACAGUCGGAAAAGGUCCCUCGUGAAAUUGACCCCGAACAUCAAAUUGAACGCGAAUAUACUCGUUUAAGUGAAGAUUUUCAUCUAGACGAAUCGAAAAAUCAACAAGAAAAUUUUGACUACGACGACGAAAUGAUGAUGAGUGGGGAUAAAUCAUUGGAUAAAGCGGCAACAACAAUUCAAGCAACUUAUCGUGGUUAUAAAAUACGAAAAGAGUUAGGAACAGGUGAAAAACCAGGCAUGGAACAGCAAAAAGAAGGAGGUGGCGAUGAACAUCAAAUGUAUGAACAUGAAAGAAACAAAAAUAUUUUGUCACCAUCAGCUGAAGAAAACAAACUUCAAACAGGAGAGGAUAAUGCAGCAGCUGUCGUCAUACAGGCUGCAUAUCGAGGUUAUCGUGUACGAAAAGAUCUCGAUAAAUAA